Phaeodactylum tricornutum CCAP 1055/1 is the source of this 528-nucleotide messenger RNA. RefSeq lists its product with no specific name. Gene Ontology annotation, biological process: protein localization to Golgi apparatus; Golgi to endosome transport; Golgi to plasma membrane protein transport. Bases 1 to 528 code for a protein of 175 amino acids. Lineage: Eukaryota; Bacillariophyta; Bacillariophyceae; Surirellales; Neidiaceae. Gene Ontology annotation, cellular component: trans-Golgi network; Golgi membrane. The record is from RefSeq and is a predicted model, not a curated record. The transcript is spliced from 2 exons.
AUGUUGCCCCGAAGCAAUAGCAGCAGCGUCAAUAACGGACUCCGCACGCGAACGGGGGGCAAUCGCAAUCGACCCAACAAUCCCCCCGCUCAGCCUUUCUAUCCUAAACUUAUAUUUGCCCAGAUCGUUUCGCUCCAAUGCUUUCACUACUUUCUGCUAGCGUUUUUCUUUCAAGUCAACCACGUUCUUUAUGGCACUACGGUUACGAUUGAUCGUAUUUUCACCGACCGCUACUUGCGGUUGUGGCAGUCGGAGCGAUCGGGAUGGGCCGAUGCCAUUGCAUUAUUUUUGGCGUCUCUGGUAGGAUCCGUCCUGCUGGCGGUUAUUGUGGAAAAGAGUAAAAAAUGCCUUGAUUUUGGAGUGACACUUUUUCUUCUUCAUUUGCUACUCUGCUCAUUGUACGAUGGCUUCCCUACAAUCUUGGAUUGGUGGGUCAUGCAUGUGCUCGGUACAAUUGUCAUGGUUCUUUUGGGGGAAUAUCUGUGUAGUCGCCGGGAACUGGACGAUAUCCCAAUUCUACAGAUUUGA